AAAGAAAAUAUAGUAUUUAAGAUUCAUGCAGUUUAAAUCAAUGAUGUACAACCAUUAUCCCUGUAUUCAAGUUCAUUGCCAAAGACAUUUAUGCUUAGUAUUUUGGCAAUAAGAUUGAAAAAACAUUUUGCAAAUAUUCACACCACAUGGAACAAGAUAUAUUUAAUAACAUCUUCAUAAUCUAAAAGCACAAUAUUGUAGAUGCUGAAAAUCUGAAAUAAGGCUCAGCAGGCCAGGCAGAGGAUAGGGAUCAAAGAGCUGAUAUCUCAGUUUGUCAAAAUUGGAAAAAGACAUUUAAACAAAUGAAGGAAAUUACAGAGAAGUUAUUAGUUAGCAGUGAGGGAAAUCCUAGGCCAUGGAAUAGCAUCAGAAAUGAUGCAGGAUUUCAACCUGAAAAGUCGACAAGUCCUCUUCCUCCCCGCAGAUUCUGUCUGUCUGCUGUGUUCCUCCAGUAGAUUUCUUACUAAUCCAGAUUCCAGCACUUGCAGUGUUUUGUGUCUACAUAAAACACUGUUUAGGCCAUAUCUGGAAUGGAGUUUGUGCAAUUCUGGUCCCCACACUAUAGUAAGGAUCUGACCACACUGGAGAGGUUUGCAGAGAAGAUUUGCCAUGUUGCCUGCGAUAGAACACUUCAGUUAUGAAGAGAGACUGGACAGGCAGAGUUUGUUUUCCUUGGAACAAAGCACACUCUAGAGCAUAUAUGUCAAACUCAAGGUCCGCGGGCCAAAUCCGGCCCGCGGUGGAAUUAUCUUUGGCCCGCGAGAUAAUAUCUAAUUACUAUUAAAGCUGGCCCCAGUAAUCGAAGCGCCUAUGGCGUAUGAUAUGGCUAAUGCUGAGUUUAUUCAGGUACCAGGUUUUCAGGGUUUUUAGUAUUUAUUUGGUUUCCCUGGUUUAUUUCCUGAAUAUCAUUAAUGAAUAAAUUUUUUUUCUAUUAGAGCUGGCCUGCCGGUAUAUUGCAUGCACCACUAAUACUACAAAUCCCACAAUGCACUGCUAGUGCAUUGCUCGCGCUUGCCUUACUCUCUCAUCAGCAUCCUUAUGGCGCUAGUCACGUGUGGUCAACUUUCAGCUAUCCCUCACCCCAAAACUGGCUGAACGAAAGGUGGACUUUGAAAACAGGGGUUUUCAAGGCAGGUGGGAGGCAGAGUAUAUGUUCGCAGAUAUAAAGGGCAAACCUGUUUGUCUUGUGUGCAGAGACGGUGUGGCUGUAAUUAAAGAAUAUAACGUAAGAUGACAUUAUGAAACGAAACACCGCGACAAAUACAAACAUCUGGACAAGAAACAGAAGCCCGCGAUGUGCGGUCAAAAGAGUGGAUUGGUGGGCAGGAUCCGGGAGAAGAUGCGGGAGGAAAACGGCGCAGAGGUGCGAUGGUUAAGCCAAGGAAAAGUGCUGAAAAGAUGUUUCGAGUUGCGUGAGGAGAUCUGUCAGUUCAUGAAAAGCAAAGGGAAAGACACAACAGAGCUCCGGGAUAAAAAGUUGCUUUGUGAAAUGGCGUUUCUGUGUGACAUCACGAGCCAUCUCAAUGUGCUCAACCUGCAGCUUCAGGGGCGGGGUCGUGUGAUCACAGACAUGUACGCUGCAGUGAGGGCUUUUAAAACCAAGCUGCGCCUGUGGGAGACGCAGAUGCAGCAAGAAAACUUGAGCCAUUUUCCGUGUUGCCAACUAUGAAAGAGCAGGUUUCUACCGCAGUGUUCCCAUGUGCAGUUUGCUGAAAAACUUAGCAUACUUGGUGCCGACUUCACACAGCGAUUUGCCGACUUUGAAGCCCAAAAAAGCAGGUUUGAACUGCUCAGUAAUCCAUUUGCAGCUGAAGUGGAAAGCGCACCAACCAACAUACAAAUGGAGCUGAUUGAACUCCAAUGUAGUGACACACUCAAGACAAAGUAUGACUCAGUGGGCGCUGCACAGUUUCUACGUUUCAUUCCCGACACAAUGCCCCAGCUGCGUAUCCAAGCUGCUCAAAUGCUCUCUAUGUUUGGCAGCACAUAUCUGUGUGAACAACUGUUCUCUUUGAUGAACAUAAACAAAACAUCACACAGGAGUCGUCUUUCUGAUGAACACCUUCACUCAAUUCUGAGGACUUCCUCAGCUCAGAGCCUGACUCCAAACAUUGAUGAACUUGCAUCCAAGAUGAGAUGCCAAGUAUCUGGCUUAGACUAGUGUGAAUCACAGAGUGUUGGCCUGUGGAAAAAUGUUUUCAUUAGAAAUUACUCCAGAAAAGCUGCAGAUAAAGCCAUAAGAAAAUGCAACUGAUUUUUUAUUUAUUUAAUGUUCAAUGUUGUUUUUGUAGGCAAUAACCUAAGCUUUGUUAGUUCCAGGUUAAUAUGUGUAAUAAAUUCAUUUCAAUAAGCUUUGCAAUAAACGCUGAACCAGUCCGGCCCUCGACUUGUACCGAUUUUUUAAUUUUGGCCCACUGUGUA
Molecule: messenger RNA, 2421 nt
Organism: Hypanus sabinus (Atlantic stingray)
Lineage: Eukaryota; Metazoa; Chordata; Chondrichthyes; Myliobatiformes; Dasyatidae
Product: general transcription factor II-I repeat domain-containing protein 2-like
Exons: 2
Coding region: 1295-1669 (124 amino acids)
Source: RefSeq, a predicted model, not a curated record